Molecule: messenger RNA, 4601 nt
Organism: Brienomyrus brachyistius
Lineage: Eukaryota; Metazoa; Chordata; Actinopteri; Osteoglossiformes; Mormyridae
Gene: myo1ea
Product: myosin IEa
Exons: 29
Coding region: 323-3676 (1117 amino acids)
Biological process (GO): actin filament organization; vesicle transport along actin filament
Cellular component (GO): actin cytoskeleton; plasma membrane; myosin complex
Molecular function (GO): ATP binding; microfilament motor activity; actin filament binding
Source: RefSeq, a predicted model, not a curated record
GAGACCUGCCUCUGCUUAAACUUUGGAGUGUGAGGAUACUGAGGCAAGUCAUUUAGCGGGUAUCUUUGCGCCAGUAAAUAGAUGUUCGCCCCAGUUCAUAAGAAGCUAUGGACAGAAGGAACGUUUGGUCCUGAGGAGAAUCCGACCGUCUGUCUAAGGAUUUCUGUGUAUAUCGGACAUUAUAUUUGAUGCUUUUGUUCGUUCCAUCUGGAAAAUCUUAAACAUAUUUAUAAGCCUAGCUUUAGUAUAUAAAUAAUUCUAUAAAAAACGUCUUUAGUGACAAAAGGAAUAACACAACAGAAGCUCCAAUAACCGAAGGGGAAUGGGGAGCAAGGGGCAGUACCGGUACCACUGGCAGAGCCACAAUGUCAAGCAGAGCGGCGUGGACGACAUGGUGCUGCUCACCAAGAUCAACGAGGACGCCAUCGUGGAGAACCUCAAGAAGCGAUACAUGGACGACUAUAUCUUUACAUAUAUAGGUCCUGUGUUAAUCUCUAUCAACCCCUUCAAACAAAUGCCAUAUUUUGGGGAAAAGGAGGUGGAGAUGUAUCAGGGCGCGGCUCAGUACGAGAACCCUCCUCACAUCUAUGCCCUGGCCGACAGCAUGUACCGGAACAUGAUGAUCGACCGCGAGCACCAGUGCGUCAUCAUCAGCGGAGAGAGCGGUGCGGGGAAGACAGUGGCGGCCAAGUACAUCAUGAGCUACAUCUCCAGGGUGUCCGGAGGGGGCCCCAAAGUGCAGCAUGUCAAAGACAUCAUCCUUCAGUCCAACCCCCUGCUGGAGGCCUUUGGGAACGCGAAGACCGUGAGGAACAACAAUUCCAGUCGAUUUGGAAAGUACUUUGAGAUUUGGUUCAGCUCUGGCGGCGAGCCGGACGGAGGGAAAAUCUCCAACUUCCUUCUGGAAAAAUCUCGGGUCGUCAUGAGGAAUCCUGGAGAGAGGAGUUUUCAUAUAUUCUACCAGCUGAUCGAAGGCGCCAGCGAGGACCAGAGGAGCACCCUUGGCAUCACCAGUUUAGAUUACUACAGUUACCUCAACCAGUCUGGGUCCUACAAAGUCGACGACAUAAACGACAAGAAAGAUUUCCAGGAGACGAUACACGCGAUGAACGUGAUCGGGAUUCGGCCCGAGGACCGCACCCUCGUCCUCCAGAUCGUGGCUGGGGUGCUUCAUCUAGGCAACAUCAACUUCAAGGAGGCCGGGAACUAUGCCGCUGUGGAGAACAAUGAAUUCCUGGCCUUUCCUGCCUUCCUGCUGGGCAUCGACCAGAACCGGCUCAAGGAGAAGCUGACCAGCCGCAAGAUGGACAGCAAGUGGGGCGGCAAGUCCGAGUCCAUCGAUGUGACGCUGAACGUAGAGCAGGCGUGCUACACGCGUGACGCACUGUCCAAAGCCCUGCACGCCCGCGUCUUCGACUGGCUAGUGGAGUCCAUCAACAAGGCCAUGGUGAAAGACCACCAGGAGCUGAACAUCGGUGUGCUGGAUAUUUAUGGGUUUGAAAUUUUCCAGAAAAAUGGCUUUGAACAGUUCUGCAUCAACUUUGUGAAUGAGAAGCUUCAGCAGAUUUUCAUCGAGCUAACCCUGAAAGCCGAACAGGAAGAAUAUGUGCAGGAGGGCAUCCGGUGGACUCCCAUCGAAUACUUCAACAACAAGAUCGUGUGUGACCUCAUAGAGAGCAAAAAUCCCCCUGGUAUCAUGAGCAUCCUGGAUGACGUGUGUGCCACCAUGCACGCGGUGGGGGAGGGGGCGGACCAGACUCUGCUGCAGAAGCUGCGCGUGCAGGUCAACACCCAUGAGCACUUCAACAGCUGGAACCAGGGAUUCAUCAUCCACCAUUACGCUGGGAAGGUGUCCUAUGAUGCGGAAGGGUUCUGCGAGAGGAACAGAGACGUGCUGUUCACAGACCUCAUCGAGCUGAUGCAGAGCAGCGAAAUACGCUUCAUCCGAGCCCUCUUCCCAGAAAACCUGACCCAGGACAAGAAGGGUCGACCCACCACGGCGGGCAGUAAGAUCAAGAAACAAGCUAACGACCUGGUGAACACGCUAAUGAAGUGCACCCCCCACUACAUCCGCUGCAUCAAGCCCAACGAGACCAAGAAGCCAAAGGACUGGGAGGAGGGAAGAGUCAAGCAUCAGGUGGAGUACCUGGGGCUGAAGGAAAACAUCCGGGUGCGGCGUGCUGGUUACGCCUACAGGAGGGUCUUCCGGAAGUUCCUCAACAGGUACGCCAUCCUGACCCGGGAGUCUUGGCCCACCUGGAGGGGCGAUGAGAAGCAGGGCGUCCUUCACCUGCUACGCUCCGUAAACAUGGACCAAGACCAGUUUCAGCUGGGCCGAACCAAGGUCUUCAUCAAGGCCCCCGAGUCGCUGUUCCUGCUGGAAGAGACAAGGGAGCGUAAGUUUGACGGCUUUGCCAGGACCAUCCAACGGGCCUGGCGUAAGUACCUGGCCAGGAAGAAGUAUGUCCAGAUGAGAGAAGAAGCUUCGGAUCUCCUUCUGAACAAGAAGGAGCGACGGAGGCACAGCAUCAACCGUAACUUUGUGGGCGACUACCUGGGCAUGGACGACCGCCCUGAACUGCGCCGCUUCCUGGCCAAGAGGGAGAAGAUCGACUUCGCCGACAAAGUCACCAAAUACGACCGCCGCUUCAAGGGCAUAAAGAGGGACCUCAUCCUGACGCCCAAGUGCCUGUACCUGAUUGGCCGUGAGAAGGUGAAGCAGGGCCCGGAGAAGGGUCAGGUGACAGAAGUGGUGAAGCGGAAGAUCGAGAUUGAGAAGAUCCUGGGGCUGUCCCUCAGCACCCUGCAGGACGACUUCUUCAUCUUGCACGAGCAGGAGUAUGACAGCCUGCUGGAGUCCACCUUCAAGACGGAGCUGGUCAGCCUGCUGGCACGCCGCUUCGAGGAGAGGACGCAGAGGAAGCUGCCGAUGAAGUUUGCCAAUACUCUUGAAGUGAAGCUGAAGAAGGAGAGCUGGGGCCCUUGGAGUGGAGGCGGCUCCCGCCAGGUGCAGUUCAUGGUGGGCCAGGGCGAGGUGGCCAUGCUCCGGCCCUCAAACAAGAUGCUGCAGGUCAGCAUCGGACCCGGGCUGCCCAGGAACACACGCCCCUCAAAAAAGAAUUUUGCUCCCUCCAAAUUCCCCCAGCGCUACCCAUCACGGGCUGCUCCAGGACCUCCAGUUUCUCAUCAAAACGGGGGUCUGAAGACCACCAAUCACGCAGCCGGGCAGAGGAAUGCCACCUACGCUCAGAACUCCACGCAGAGGCUACAGGCUAACAGCACCAGUCGACCCUUCCUGCCGGCGGCCCUCAGCAACAUGCAGGCGAAGGAGAGGGGCAGCCGGGUCCAGCCCAACCUGGAGUGCCUGAGGGUCCCGGACCAGGGAGCAGCAGGUAACGGAGGACUGCAACCAACUGCGAAUGGAAGAACGGCUCACAGACAGAGCGUCAACAGGCCUGCCCCAGGUGGGGGCCGGCCCAAGCCCACCCCCAAGCCCAAGCCACAAGUCCCCCAGUGCAGGGCUCUGUACGCCUACGAUGCCCAGGACACAGACGAGCUCAGCUUCAAUGCUGACGACAUCAUCGACAUUAUCAAGGAAGACGUCUCUGGUUGGUGGACAGGGAGAUUACGAGGCAAACAGGGUCUGUUCCCCAACAACUAUGUCAACAAGAUCUAGGCUGGCUGCUUCUGCUCAGUGUCCACCAGGAGAUUCGAACGGCGGAGACGGCGGGAAAACUAGCCAUUGGAAGGGGGUGAGGUAACUGUUCCUCUAUUGCUGCAUGACCCUGGGGUCCCAGACCGGGGUCCUACUACCCCAUGGAUCCAGGCGUAGUGCUUGGGUGGCAGAGAAGUUCCGUCACACAAGGAUCUGAAGAAACAGUCUCAGAGCUGGUGUUGGCUACACAAGUCCUGUGAGCACUGAACAAGACUAUUUAUUCUAUUUAAAGCUUUUUUGUAAUGAAUUCUACUUAGCAGAUAUAUCAAAGACGAGCUGUUUUAUCUGAAGAGGUGCAGCAUGUAUGAUAUGUGCAACCAGGAGAAAUUCUAUUCUUUUAUCUUUGUAUGUAAAGGGAUUUUCACAGAUUAGAGAUGCGGUCGGCUUAAAGUCUGUACUUCAUGGUUAAAAUGGUUCUUUUUGUCAGUAAGAAUGCUGCUGGAAUUGAUUUUACAAAUAGUAUUUGAAUGAGAUUAAUUUAUAAAUAUUGCUGAUGCCAUUCAUUGAAAAUAUUCAAGGUUAGUGCUGUACCAUGUUUAUCUCCCUGGCAGUUUUUAUAAAACAUUGUAUUGAUAACUAGUCCCCCAUGACAAUAUGGGCAGGCUUUUGUAGCGAAGUUUCACUUUUGUUUACUGCUCCAUAUACAAAUCUGUUACAGCUUUAGAAACUCAACCCCAGACCUUUGAAAUAUUUUAAUUCCAUGAAUGUCAGUUACUUUCUUGCUAAAAAUGCAGUUACAAACAGACAUGAACUAAGUUAAUGGAUUAAAAGCACUUUAUGACCAGGGUAUAAGAUUCAUCAGCCAACUCCUCCCAGGAUGUAAAAGUUAUGAAGGGAAUUUUUAGAAAAAGUUUACAGAAAAACAAAUUAAAAUGUUAAAACAUUA